UUUUGGACGGCUCUAUUCAUUUUGCUUUCAAAAAAAAAAAAAAUAUCUAGAUAUUGUAAGUAAGGACGAACUGUCUUCACCGUUAUUAAUUAAAUUUCUGGCAAAGAUGUGUAAAAGACCCGGAUCUUUUACCGAACCCGACAAUAAUGUUUCUGAUGAUUCCGCAGAAACGUAUAUCCAGAUUGUAACUUCUGGUGGUCGAAAAAUACCGGUCCACACCAACAUUCUGGCAUCAUCUUCGACUGUGUUUGAAAACAUAAUCGCUAAGCCACGUAAGAAAAACCGGAAUUCGGAGAUGACUAUACCGAUCCUCGGUGUUCCGUGUGACGCUGUGGUGGUCUUCGUUCGAUACCUUUAUUCCAACAAGUGCACGGAGGAAGAUAUGGAAAAAUAUGGGAUCCAUUUACUGGCACUUUCACAUGUAUACCUGGUCCCACAACUAAAAUCACGGUGCACCAAAGCGUUGAUCCAACGGUUGACAAUUGAGAAUGUGACUGAUUUGCUUCAACUAGCGAGACUAUGCGAUGCACCUGAUUUGUACCUCAAGUGCAUGAAACUCGUGUCUAAUAGUUUCAAGAAAGUUGAACAAACGGAAGGAUGGAAAUUUAUUCAUAACAAUGAUCCUUUCCUUGAACUCGAAAUCCUCCAAUUCAUUGACGAAACUGAAUCGAGGAGGAAGAGAAGUCGGAAGCAUAUGAGAGAACAAAGUUUGUACUUUCAGCUAAGUGAAGCUAUGGAUUGUUUGGAACAUAUUUGUACGGAAGGUUGCAUAAGUGUGGGACCUUACAACAAGGCGCCCUGCAAGAACAGGCCGCCUUGUAGUAAGUUCUCAAUAUGUCAAGGCCUUCAGCUCUCGAUUCAACAUUUCGCAAGCUGCAAAAAGAGAGUCAAUGGAGGUUGUGUUCGUUGCAAAAGAAUGUGGCAACUCUUCAAACUUCAUUCCUCAAUUUGCGAAUUACCCGAUUCCACUUGUAAAGUUCCGCUUUGCAGGCGAUUUAAGAUGAAGAGUGGGGAAGUAAUUAACAAGAACAAGAAAGAUGCGAUACGAUGGGAAUUGUUGGUGAAAAAAGUGGCAUUAGCAAAAGCUACAUCUUGUUUAUUAUUGACCAAACGAAAAAAGCUGGAAGAAGAGCCAACAACAACAUCAUCAUGCGGGGAAUCAAAUGAUAACCAUGAUUAUGUUAUAAGAAAUUUAGUUUGUUAAUCAUCAUACAUAGCAAAGGAUAUUAUGUAUAUGUAUGUAUAAGUGGGUGGUUUUUUGGUUGAUUCUUUUCAUUUCUUCAAGGAAAUAGGCAAGCAUGUGUGUAUAGUUGGAUGAUUGGGGAAUUAAUGGGGGUACCAAUGAUACAACAUUAUUUAUAUGUCUGUAUUUGUAUCCUUUAGUAAUUGUUUUUAUAUUAAAAGUAGUAGGGUAUAACGGUUUGGACUUUUUUGGAA
Molecule: messenger RNA, 1437 nt
Organism: Erigeron canadensis
Lineage: Eukaryota; Viridiplantae; Streptophyta; Magnoliopsida; Asterales; Asteraceae
Product: BTB/POZ and TAZ domain-containing protein 1-like
Exons: 5
Coding region: 107-1204 (365 amino acids)
Cellular component (GO): nucleus
Molecular function (GO): protein binding
Source: RefSeq, a predicted model, not a curated record